AACUUCCAAACCGAUAAAAUUGGGUCACAGACGCUAUUAUUAUUCUUAUUAAUUUUAUAAUUUUUCCUCUUUUUCGUUGCUGUUAUGUCACUCAAUCCACUUUGAUCAUCAUCAUUCUCUUCAAGAAACAGAGGAGUUCCUUAAUUUGCCCCAAAAUUCAACCCACCCAUCACCCAAUCUCACUUAAUCUGCAAAUCAAUUAGCAAAUCCAAGUUAUUAGGAACCAAACAUGUUCGGAUUUGACUUCUGUUGCAGCGAUAAAGACGGUGAAUUGAACUAUUUAUUGGUUGAAGAACCAAAACCAUUUUUUCUUCCUUCACCUCUGCCUCAAUGGCCGCAAGGUCAAGGUUUUGCUACAGGAAGAAUAAACAUCGGCGAAUUAGAACUCGCCAUGAUUAAAGAUUUCGAAAUUAUAUCGAGUUACACCCCAAAAAAAUCAAAAACCGGCGGUGUAACAUUUUACAAACCUGUCUCAAUACCCGACGGGUUUUUCACCUUCGGUCACUACAGUCAGCAAACCGAUCAACCGCUUCGAGGCUACGUCCUCGUUGCCCGAACUGCCCAAAACACCGAAACCACGUAUCCUCCGCUAAAAACGCCUCUGCGUUACGACCUAAUCUGGUUUUCGGAGACUGUUUACGUAUGGCAACCGAUUCCACCAGAGGGUUAUCGAUGUUUGGGAUUCGCAGUCACCGUUGAUGAAACGGAGCCUGAUGUCGAAGAAGUUAGAUGUGUUCGAGACGAUCUUACUGAAAACUGCGAAGUGGAUGAUGUGAUUCUCGAGAUCUCGAAGAGUCUUAAGCUUUGGAACACGAAAGCCUGCAAAACCGGGAUUUUCUGUCGAGGGGUGACCGUCGGGACUUUUUUUUGCAGUACGGAUACGAAUUUCGACGACGAACUGGAUAUUUGUUGCCUGAGGAAUGUGAACUUUAAUCAUGAAGCGAUGCCGAAUUUGGAGCAAGUAGAGGCGUUGAUCGAUCAUUACGGGCCCACGGUUUACUUCCAUCCCGACGAGGUUUACUUACCGUCGUCGGUGCAGUGGUUUUUCGACAACGGUACGCUUCUUUUCAAGAAAGGGAAAGAGAAUGGGAUACCCGUUGAAUCCGGCGGGUCAAACUUGCCGCAAGGCGGGAAAAACGACGGCGAAUAUUGGUUGGACUUGCCGGAGGAUACCAACGACGAAACGUUGGUAAAAAACGGUAAUCUCGAAAGCGCGGAGCUUUACGUGCAUGUUAAACCGGCGUUAGGCGGUACGUUUACCGACAUUGCGAUGUGGAUUUUCUGCCCGUUUAACGGGCCGGUUACGUUCACCGUCGAGUUUUUAAACAUAAACAUCGAGAUGAACCGGGUGGGCGAACACGUCGGGGAUUGGGAGCAUUUUACGCUGCGGAUAAGCAACUUUAACGGCGAGCUAUGGAGCGUGUAUUUCUCGGAGCAUAGCGGAGGCGAGUGGGUGGACGCGAGUAACUUAGAGUUCAUCGACGGGAACAAACCGACCGUUUACUCUUCGAAAUGCGGGCACGCUAGCUUCCCGAACGCGGGGACAUACAUCCAAGGGUCUACUAAACUCGGUAUCGGGAUUAAAAACGACGUCGAUAAAAGCGACAAGUUUAUCGACGCGAGCAAACGGUAUAAGAUCAUAGCCGCGGAGUAUCUAAGGGGCGUUGUGGAGGAGCCCGACUGGCUGCAGUAUAUGCGGGAGUGGGGGCCGACGGUGUUGUAUGACGGGCGGUCAGAGCUCGAAAAGAUCCUUAAACACCUGCCGAUUUUCAUCCGGCUGGCGGUCGAGACGGUGGUCGAUUUUUUUCCGAUGGAACUCUAUGGUGAGGCAGGCCCAACAGGGCCUAAAGAGAAGGAUAAUUGGUAUGGUGAUGAAAGAUGUUAAAAUGUGUAUGGUGUUUGUUUAGUAAUAGUAAUGUUCAUAUGGGUAGGGCUAGAUAGAAAACCCUAUCUAUAUAAAAAACCCUAGAAAACCCAACCUCCCGACAUUUUUUUUUUUUUGAAAAAAAUAACACAUGUAAUAUACAUGUUUUUAAGAGUUUU
This is a messenger RNA of Helianthus annuus (common sunflower), 2043 nucleotides long. RefSeq lists its product as uncharacterized. Bases 230 to 1885 code for a protein of 551 amino acids. Lineage: Eukaryota; Viridiplantae; Streptophyta; Magnoliopsida; Asterales; Asteraceae. The record is from RefSeq and is a predicted model, not a curated record. The transcript is spliced from 2 exons.